Messenger RNA from Bactrocera oleae (olive fruit fly), 4312 nucleotides. Lineage: Eukaryota; Metazoa; Arthropoda; Insecta; Diptera; Tephritidae. The record is from RefSeq and is a predicted model, not a curated record.
CAUUAACUACGCCUCCGCAAUAUGGUCGCCUGGAUGCCGCAGGUCGCAGAUCAAACCUUCCAGAAUACGGUACUCCGGACUAUAACAGGCUGAUGUCUUCUAUCGAACAUUUGGGGUCCGCACGCCUCCUGUAAAUGAUCAUAGCACACGUCUCUCCAAGCAGUUUCUGCUCGGAUGUUUUCGUCUAAAUCAUCCCUGCAGUCACCUGCUCAUCAGUAGAACAUUCCUCAAACACGUCGACGAAUUAGCACCAUAAACCGACCAAGUUUCGCACGCGUCCCAAUUUCGACAGGUACUGAACGCCAUUCACAGCGCAGCUAUUAACACCUUCUUCGACUUCCUCCCGGUGAAUGGCGUGCUUGGAGUCCAAACACCAGCUAUUGCAGAAUAAAAGCUCGAGUUGCCGCGUGAAACAAGAGUAACUUUAGAGCAACUUCGCUCUAGGUAUUAUAGCAGGUUAAACUUCUACUUAUACAGACUAGACCCCGACAUACAAAUUUUGUGUCUCGCAUGAAAUGAGUCCCCGCACGACACUAAUCACAUCUUUGCAUGCUCAAUUAAACCUGCUCACCCAACCCCCCCUUUCACUAUGGGCCGAACCCGUCGAAACAGCUCGUUUCUUGGACCUUCCAUUAAGUGACUUCGAAGACAGUUAAUUUAUUGCUUUCCCCCGAUCAGGCCAUGCACGUCUGUCUGUUCGUCUGUAUAUACGCGACUUAGUCCCACAGUUCUUGAGAUACCAAUCUAAAAUUUUGCAAACGUUGUUUUCUCACCAAGAAGCUGCUCAUUUGUCGGACUCGCCGAUAUCGGAACACUAUAGCAUAUAGUCGGCAUACAAACUGAUCAAAAUCAAAUUUUUGUAUGGAAAACUUCUUUAUUUAACAAAAUAACUUCACAAAAUGUGGCAUAGAUUAUUGUCCUAGGGAACACUACAAUCUACGAAUAUAUUGUUCAGAUAGGACUACUAUAGCAUAUAGCUGCCAUAAAACUCAUCGAAUAAAAUGAAACUCUUGUAUGGUAUAAGCACUUUUAUUUGUGUAGGGUUUUAUCGGUGCAACUGAAGUUAUCGUUUUUUCUUGUUUUUUUGGCUUGUAAUCACCCUUGCAUACUUAAUCGUAAUAUAUUUGUGUUCAAAAAUAGCUACAUUACAAAAAUAAAACUGUUAAAAGCAACAGACGAUUUGUAUAACAACAAAAACAAAUCGAUACAUAGCAUUGUUUCACAUUGCCUCUAAUACGUCUCGCCGCUCAAAUACGACCGCACGUAGUCAAAUCAGUUUGUUUACAUUGCCUAAAUGGCCAACAAUCAAGUUGAAGCUGCAAUUGCGGUGGCGCACGAGUCUGUUUGGUGGUGUAAUUGACUCUCUUCAACUCUCUUUGCAUAUAACCACUUACAGGCGUUCAUAUGAAGGGAGCGCGCCGUAGUGCGCAUAUACAGACAAAAGGAUUGGUAAAAAGGGGCAAGGAUUUUCAGGCAUUUUUACAUGGAUUACAGUACGAAGUGAACAACCGUGGCGACAACAAAUAAUAAAAGCAUUUCUUGGUUGGAAAAAUUAUAUGAAAAACAGAAAGUGCGGAUUUUGCGCAAAAUAUAAAUAUGCAGUGAAAUAGGAAAUAAACUAAAUAAACUAGCAAAUUUUGAAAAUGGUGUGUGUGACGUGAUAACACAUUCAACAAUCAUUAGGAUUUUAAAUGCAUCGCCAUGUUGCAAUAAUGAUUUUACUUUUGCACAAAGUCAGUGAUUCCAAGCAGUAUAGUGAGCAAGAAAGUUUAUAUCCACCAGUGCGUCGGUGUACUUAACAGAAACGAUGACAGCAGAAAAUUAUCAUCUAAAAUGGGACUCGCAUUUGUCCUUUUUGAAUUCUUCAGUUGCCACACUUUACAAAAAUGAGAAGUUCGCCGAUGUUGUGCUCUACAGUUCCAGCAGCAGUAGUGCCAGUGGCAAUAGCACGGAUAGUGGCAUACCAACAGUGGGUAUUUCAGCGCACAAAUUUAUACUCAGCUCGUGUAGUCAGUUUUUUGCAACGAUGUUCGAAACCGCACCUAUAACCUCGCCUAACGGCGUGCUCUACGUUGUGCUUCCGCCGGAACUAAGCCACCGCGCUAUACAAAUACUAGUACAAUAUAUGUACAGUGGCGAGGCCACAGUCGCCAAUGAUAUACUUAGUGAAGUUUUGCGUGGCGGUGAGAUAUUGAAAAUCCGUGGUCUAUGUCGCACCUCCCCAACGUCAUCUAAUUCGCACAAUACUUCAACGCGCGUCAACGAAUCACUAAUAGCUAACGGUGUCGGCCCCCAUUAUAUACAAAGUACAGGCAAUCGCCAACAGUCAAUACCAACACUUACACACUCGCAUAUGUCCAAUGCACAUGGUAGUGAUAUGUAUAUAGUCAAUAAAUGUCCAAAUGGUGGUGGUGGUAAUUGUGCACCACGUUACCAUGCCAUGGAACAUUUGCAACAGCCUGUGACGCAGUCAGUGCCGACACAACAAACACACGCACAGCAAAUACAACAAACCCAACACCAGUUUCGUGGCUUGGGCGCCUCCGUGUUGCCCAAGGAUAGUCCAGUGAUAGUCAAGUCACCGAAAUUGUCACAACUUGGGCUACUCUCGGCUGCAGCGUCGAGUAGUAAGCACCUAACAGGUGGUGGCAUAUCGGUAAACAAGGAAGUUGCUAUAGAUCCCGAUGAAAAAUGCUGCUAUCAAUUGAAUCAGCUGCAUGUGGCAACGACUUUGUGCAACGAAAUUGGUUGCACGGGCGGCUGUCCCAUGUCCAUGGAAAAUGAGCAGGUGAGGCGCCGACAACGCAAUCAAAACGAUGAAAAUAUGCGCGCAACUGUGGUGGAGCAGCAAUUGGAGCGGGAGUAUACAGAGCGACAGCGUCCACCACCCGAUGAAGAGGAGCAACAUAAUGACAUUGACAUGCCCAAUUAUGACAGACAUCUGCGACGUAGCAGUGGUGGCAGCGCCGGCGAACGCAUGCGCGAUUACUUCGUAUCAGAUGCCUAUGAGCAUACCAACACAACAGCCACGAAAAGUCAUUAUACAGAGCAGGUCAACGGCAGCAGAUUGUCGAACACACCGCCCAUGUCUCACACACAAACUUUCCUCGCUAUAAAACAAGAGCCAACCGACUGGACUACAAACGCUUCCACAACAGACAAUGCACACGCCGAUUUGGUGUCACGCGCCAAAACACCGCUACGUUCUCCAAAACAACCGUUAGAUUUUAAAAUGCCACCUGGCAGUACAACUGUCAAACUUGAAGUCGGCGCACAUUCACAUAGUCCACACAGCGAACAGGACACGAACACCCAAGACGAUAGUGACUAUGAAACACGUCUGGCGUGUGAAACAUGCAAACAAUCCUUCGACGAACCUAAAUCUUGGGUGCGUCAUUUGGAGUCGCACACCAUUAACGCAGCAACAACAACAGCAGAUACGGUAACGUUAAAUGUGGCUUGUGGUACAACGAAUAACAUGAAUAGCACAACCGUAGGCAACACCAUGACUAAUGGCGGGGAGGCAUUAGUCAAAGCGUAUGUGCCCAAAAAGCGGCGACGAGUAUCGCAGCAAGAGAACAACGCGGGUCAUGUGACGCUCUGCUGUGACUUGUGCUCAAUCUCCUUUGAGACCCCGGCAGAUUGGGUGCGCCAUCUAAACAACGAACACACAGAAAUCGAGUUGGCCAUGUUCAAUAGCAAAAAGGACAAUGAGCAGAAAAGUUCGGGCAACAACAACCACCAAAAUAUGCAGCAAUUGCACCUCAAACGUUACACCCAUCGCUCAACGUAUGACCAGCCCGCCAAUGAAACGCAACCGUUAGCAGUAACCUCAACGGCGCCAUCCACGUCCAGCUUUUCGGAGCGUGCAGAAGUUUGUAGCAAAAAGUUUUCCACGCAUAGCACCGUUUUGACGCACAAACGCAAUCACAACAGUGCACUGAACGGUGUCAGUGUGAGUGUGAGUACUAGUGUCGCAUCCACAACCUCGGGUGGCGCCGAUGUUAGCGUGAUUAGCAGUGUGGCCAGCAGUUUACCGAACGAACAAAUAGGCGCCUCAUCGCAAGCUUGAUAUAGUCGCAGAUAUCGUAAGGAUGCACAAAACGCUUGAGAAACACGCUGUUCUGCCAGCGAUUGCAUGGCAUGGAAAAAUGCAGAAAACGCUUGAGAAGCCCAACGUUUUGCCAGAGAUCACAAAUGGAGUGAGAAUCGUUACCUAAGUCGUUCCAAAUCUAAACUAAUGAUGAAAUCAUACCAACCAAACUAUUUUAAUCAAAAUUUUUACAAAAAUAUAAAUGGCAUCAGGAGUACA